Messenger RNA from Scheffersomyces stipitis CBS 6054, 3039 nucleotides. It is a transcript of the gene KIC1, whose product is annotated as putative serine/threonine protein kinase. The transcript has 5 exons. Bases 517 to 2937 code for a protein of 806 amino acids. Gene Ontology annotation, molecular function: ATP binding; protein kinase activity. The record is from RefSeq and is a predicted model, not a curated record. Lineage: Eukaryota; Fungi; Ascomycota; Pichiomycetes; Serinales; Debaryomycetaceae. Gene Ontology annotation, biological process: protein phosphorylation.
AACACAUCCACCACCAAGCCCAUUCCGCAGUAGAAGAGGCACUACGUAGGAGAGCGCAUAGUAGCAUACUGUGUUAGUUGUUUUGUACAUCUCCCGUUGUGUAGUCUUCGUUCGCGUGUUUUCGUUUACUGUUGUUAACUCUGAUCUCCAGUGUCUUCUAGUUUGAGACCACAAGAAACCAAAGAGUACACAAGAGGAGAAUAAAGAACUGUAUUCAAAUUAAGAGAAAUCUAAUCUGCCGAAGCAAUAAACAGAAGUCAUCAUAGCAACAUAGCUAUUCGUCUCAAACAAGUUUCCGUCAUCUAGACCAUCUAUUAGACAAAAUUACAAAAUUACAAAAUCACUCUGUUAUUUUGACAUUCUGGUACAUUAUAGACUAAGAGUAUAGAGCUUACAGUACACUCAUAGUGAAUCAUUAACACCAGCUUCAGAUUCGUAUUCAAAUCACUUUCAUUUUCAAAGCUUUCAUCUUGUCAUUUUCUAAUUACAUUACUUUGCCACAUUUAUCUCCUUGCAAUGAGCGACGUCUACAAGCGAACAGAAGUGAUUGGCCGAGGCAAGUUCGGGAUCGUUUACAAGGGCUACAACAAACAGACCAAACAGGUGGUUGCCAUCAAGGUUCUAAACUUGGACACGGAGGAAGAUGAAGUCAGCGAUGUCCAACAGGAAAUCAAGUUUCUUUCGGAGCUCAAGAAUGUUCCAAAUGUUACUCAAUAUUACGGAUCGUUUUUAAACGAUACCAAGCUCUGGAUCAUCAUGGAUUACUGCGCAGGAGGAUCUUUGCGAACGAUUCUUAAAUCAGGAGUGUUCGAGGAAAAGUAUAUAGGUGUAAUCGUAAGAGAGUUGCUUCUAGCACUAAGUGCCGUUCACAAGUUGGGGGUUAUCCACCGGGACUUGAAGGCAGCCAACGUGUUGAUCACCAAAGAAGGAAGUGUGUUGUUGUGUGACUUUGGUGUCGCUGCUAAGAUCACUUCCAAUGCCUUAAAAAGAACCACCAUGGCAGGAACGCCGUACUGGAUGGCACCAGAAGUUAUCAGAAAGGGUGAUACGUAUAAUAGUAAGGCCGAUAUCUGGUCGUUGGGAAUCACCAUCUACGAAAUCGCUACGGGUAAUCCUCCUUACUGUGACAAGGAUGCCAACUGGGCAAUGCAAAUGAUCUCUAAACUGACUCCUCCUAGAUUGGAGGGCAGAGAGUACUCCGUUGCGUUGAAAGAAUGUAUUGCAUUAUGCUUGGACGAAAAUCCCGACGAGAGGCCCUCGGCCGAUGACUUGUUGAAGUGUAAGUUGGUCAGAGCGUAUAAGAACCAUCCCAAGAUGAUUCUUAAAGAACUCAUUUCUCACUACUUAGUGUGGAGGGAUCACAACUCUUCGCGAGAUACCGUGUAUGUCCACAUAGAAGAUGAACAGCAAGAGGAAGAAGAAGCAAACCAGAGAAAUAACGAAUCCAUGACCCAGAACUCCAAUCAGAUACAGGUCAAGUGGGACUUUGAUUCCUUGAGCAGCAAGGAGUACAUCAUAGAAAACGAUAUAGAAUUCGAAAGGGAAGAAGACAACUUCCACUACCAUGAUGAAGAGAGUGGGGACAUCUAUACGCUUCCAACAUUGCAAGUCAACACUCUCCAGGGCCAGGGUCGUAGCACUAACAUUAACAAUACUACCAUGAACCGAACCCUCACUAAUAAUGGAAGAAACACCAAUAAUCACAACACUAGCAAUAAUUUGGAGAUACCCAAGUCGUUGCAGCUGCUUUUUGAAGACGCCGAUGAUGGAGAAAAAGACCUUCCUAUGCUUCCUACUCCCAAUGUAGCUUCUUUUUCUGAUCAGAGAGUCGAUUCGCCAACUAUUGAAAUUCCAGAUAUGGAUAAUUUGGGAAAUUUCAGUACUGCCACUUUGUCUACAGCUUCAUCCAACCACCCUCCAUUGAACAAGCCUCCUACGUUAUAUCAUUCACAAUCUGCUUCUGGUUCAUUAGAGUCGCGAUUCGCUUCCAUGAACUCUGCGAUUAAUAGACCCAGAAAGAAAACUAUUUCUAACACCCUUGGAAAUGGCUCUAAUAUGUCUAGCAUGACAAGCAUUAGCAAUGGCAACUUGAAGACACCUUCCCCAAAGCCGCCUUCUACUGCUGUGCUAAUGAGUUCUGCUGGACUUUCUGCGUCCAGCGGAUCACCUUCCAAAUCCAUGAAAGCUUUACAUUCUAACUCUAAUCCUCUUCUACAACCUAUCAACUUCAAAUUGCCCAAUGAGGCUGGUAACAACGAAAAUGUUCCAGGCUUGGUCCGGACGAAUCUGACCAGUAUCCAGCCCAUUCAUUCACAGUCCAGUAGCAGCUCUAUACCAUCUACAACUUCUACAGCGGCCACCUCUAUAAGUUCAGUUGGGUCUAAGUCCAAAAUGGGAAGACCUUUGCAUAUUCAAAUGCCAACGCCGUCUAACAUGGUAAACCAGUUGUCGGCCUUAACUAACGAUGGCUUUAGCAAUCAGGAUACAGAUAACGUAAACCAGUUUGGUAUCAAUCCAGCACAGGCAGCACCUUUAACCAUGACUCCAGUCACUGAAAAGGAUACACCAUUUGCUCCUCCUCAUGUAUUUUCAGAAAAUGAAGGUGAGGCAACUUCUGAAUCUGGACACCAAAGGCAGUUUAUUUCUAAUGUAUCUACAAACAACACUAGCACCAACAAUAACCCAGCUUUAACUGGCGCUGGUGGAGUGAACUUAUUCUUUCCCAGAACGAAUUCCAUUAGCAAUUCGUCACCAGGCGUCACCGCCACUGCUUCUGGAAAAUUUCCUACGAUUCCUCAGAUUAAUAGCGAGUUCUUUUCGGACUCUUCAUCCAAGCAGAAGUUGAUCACCGAGUUGGAUUCCAUGAUCAAGUUAUUCACCCAGGGUUUGGAAGCGUUGGAGGAUCACAUACAGACAACUCCUGUUGGGAUACUCUAAAAAAAAGAUGUGUAUUACGUCAGGUGGAUAUUCUUUUGAAAGUACUCAUAGAGAGGGAAUUCAUACAUGGUAAAUAGUAAUAUAUCUAACAUCUUUUAUGUA